CUCCAGCAGAGAAGGAGCGAAAAGGCGGGAAAAAGAGGAACCAAAAGAAGGCUGAGGUGGUGCCAGGACCAGGAGGGGAAGGUGGGCGGAAGGAAGAGCGGUCCUCAAGCAGCUGAGCCCCGGGGUGGGCCUAGAGCCUCUGGACGGUAGUGCCCAGCAGGCAGCGCCCAGCAUUACUGCUCCGGCCUCCCAGGGCCUGGGCAGCAGAACAGCAGGCAUGCACAUCCCAGAAAGCCUCCAGGACCUGGCCAACAGUGAAGCCGUGCAGUUUCUCAAGAGGCCAAAGACGAUCGCACGGAGCUUGGCAGGGGUCUUCUCCCUCAUCGUCUUCUCCUCCGUGCUGACUGACGGCUACCAGAACAAGACCAACUCUUCGCAGCUCCAUUGCGUCCUCAACAGCAACAACGCGGGCUGCAGCUUCGCUGUGGGAGCUGGCCUCCUGGCCUUCCUCAGCUGCCUGGCCUUCCUCGCCCUGGACGCCCAUGAGGGCCGCACCACCACCAGCCGCUUCAAGACGGCCUUCCAGCUCCUGGACUUCAUCCUAGCCGCCCUCUGGGCAGGCAUUUGGUUCGUGGGAUUCUGCUUCCUGGCCAACCAGUGGCAGCAUUCGCCGCCCAGACAGUUCCUCCUGGGGAGCAGCAGUGUCAAGGCCGCCAUCACCUUCGCUUUCUUCUCCAUCCUCGUCUGGAUACUCCAGGCCUACCUGGCCCUCCAGGACCUCCGAAAUGAUGCUCCAGUCCCCUACAAGCGCUCCCUGGACGACGGCGGCGUGGUGGUGACCUCUCUCUCCCCGCUGUCCGCCACCAGCCCCGUCAACACGCCCACCACCGGUCCCCACAGCCUGAGCUACACCAGCUCCGCCCUGUCCCCCCAUCUGACCACUCCGAAGGCCCCCCGCCUCACUAUGAUGCCCGACACCUAGACAGCCUCAUCCACACCAGUAAAGAGAGACUCCUCCCUCCAGAAGGGUUUCUGAAAACUGCCCUCUGUCCUUCUCAUAUCUGUUUCUCUCCGGUCCCUCGAGUGCCAUGGGGAGGGGGAAAAUCCUAUGGGGUCUCCUCAGGGGUUUCUGUAGCGGGUCCCACUUCCAAUCCACCUCCUGGACUCUCCCUCUGGGCACCACCUUGAUAGCUAGGGGCGGCGACGGGAGGGAAACCCUUUUUUCAGGCCUGUGACACAGCGAGCCCUUUACUCCUUGCACUGGCCACGGGAGGGAGGCACGAGGUGCCCCACUGUACAGCUGAGGAAGCUCAAGUUCAGAGACAAGAUGCUUCCGCCCGUGGAGAGGGCUCUAAGGAGAACGAGGGCCAACACUGGGACCGGCCCUGUCUCCAGGGCCCACAUCCUUUAACUCACCCCAGCUGACAAGGGACCCACUCAGACCCAUGCGGUGGGAGGAGUGGUUAAAGGAACAGGGGAUGGCAAGUCCAUGACUGAGGUCAGGGGAGAUCCUUGUCUUCAAAUAUUUGAAAGCUUGUCUUAGGGAGCCCCGAAACUAAUCGGAGACUCGUGCUUGGGCCACAAAACGCUCCUGCCUGCAGGGACCCAGCAGGUCACUCCAGUGGGUGAAGUACCCAUGAAGCAAGUGGGGGGGGGCAGGGGCCGAGCCUGGGAAGGGGCAGCCUUCACUCAGCACCCAGCGUUCAGUACCACAGCCCGGGGGUGUCCAGAGCAGCGCUGUCCAGGACUUUCCUAGUGGUCUGGCGGUUAGGACUCCACGCUUCCACUGCAGGGGGCACAGGUUCGAUCCCUGGUUGGGGAACUAAGAUCCCACAUGCCACGAUGCAGCCAAAAAAAAAAAAAAUUAUAGAGCAGCGCUGUCCAAUGGAAACAAAGUGUGAGCCAUGGGGGGGCAGCAUUUAAAAUUACCAGCUGGCCACGUGAAGAAAAGUAGAAUGAAACAAGUGAAAUGAAUUUUCAUAUAUUUUAUUUAACCCAGUAUAUCCAAAAUAUGAUCAUUUCAACAUGUCAUCAGUAUAAAAAAUUACUAGCCAGGUAGCUUACAUCCUACUGCACUAAGUUUUUGAAAUCCUUCGCCUGUUUUACAA
Molecule: messenger RNA, 2048 nt
Organism: Aethalodelphis obliquidens (Pacific white-sided dolphin)
Lineage: Eukaryota; Metazoa; Chordata; Mammalia; Artiodactyla; Delphinidae
Gene: SYNGR4
Product: synaptogyrin 4
Exons: 5
Coding region: 218-922 (234 amino acids)
Cellular component (GO): synaptic vesicle membrane; neuromuscular junction
Source: RefSeq, a predicted model, not a curated record